AUGGGAACUAACAACGGGAUGUUUCGUUAUGCUGAUCGGGUGGACAAGAUUUUGAUGAGUUUAGGGACUUUAGGUAGCAUGGGAGAUGGAUUGCAGAUUCCUCUGAUGAUGUUUGUACUUAGUGAUGCCAUCAACUCAUAUGCCAAUCCCAACACUCCACUCUCUUUAGAUGUUGUUAAUAAGUUUUCACUGAGGCUGCUUUAUGUUGCAAUUGGAGUUGGAUUAUCUGCUUUUGUUGAGGGAUUGUGCUGGGCAAGAACUGCAGAAAGACAGACUUCAAGAAUGAGACUGGAAUAUCUGAAAUCUGUGCUUAGACAAGAUGUUGGAUUCUUUGACACACAAGCGGCUGAUUCUUCCACAACUUUUCAGGUUGUUUCAACCAUCUCAGCUGAUUCCAACACAAUUCAGACCACCAUAGGAGAGAAGAUACCUGAUUGUCUGGCUUACACCUCAUCCUUCCUCUUCUGUGUCAUCUUUGCAUUUAUGCUGUCCUGGAAAGUUACACUGGCUGGUUUACCUUUGAUGUUCACCUUCAUUGUUCCUGGAUUGGGAUUUGGGACACGCAUGAUGAAUGUCGCGAUGAAGGUGAUCGAGUCUUAUGGCGUUGCUGGAGGAAUUGCUGAACAAGCAAUUUCUUCUAUAAGAACUGUGUAUUCAUAUGUUGCAGAGAAUCAAACUCUUGAGAAGUUCAGCCAUGCACUUGAAACCACUAUGCAGCUAGGAAUAAAGCAAGGUUUGGCUAGAGGAUUGAUGUUGGGAAGUAUGGGUGGUAUUUAUAUAAGCUGGGCUUUUCAAGCUUGGUUAGGAUCUUUCCUUGUUAGCAAAAAGGGAGAGAAGGGUGGAGAUGUUUUUGUAGCAGGAUUCAACAUUCUCAUGGGAGGAUUAAAUAUUUUGACUACUCUACCUAAUCUCACUGCCAUCACGGAAGCAAAGGCUGCUGCAAUUAGGAUAACUGAGAUGAUUGAUCGAGAGCCGAGUAUCGAUACUGAAGACAGGAAAGGGAAAGCUCUUUCACAUGUUAGAGGAGAAAUUGAGUUUAAAGGUGUCUAUUUUAGCUACCCUUCAAGGCUGGAUACGCCUAUCCUUCAAGGCAUUGAUCUUCUGUUUCCAGCAGGCAAAACAGUUGGCCUUGUUGGCGGCAGUGGUUCUGGAAAGUCCACUAUUGUUUCAUUACUUCAAAGAUUUUAUGACCCUAUUGAAGGUGACAUAUUUUUGGAUGGUUACAAGAUAAAGAAACUGCAUCUUAAAUGGUUAAGAUCCCAAAUGGGAUUGGUUAAUCAAGAACCAGUUCUGUUUGCAACUUCCAUAAAAGAAAACAUCCUUUUCGGAAAGGAAGGAGCUUCAUUGGAAGAUGUACAAAAUGCAGCCAAGGCCGCGAAUGCGCAUGACUUCAUCAUGAAACUGCCUGAAGCCUAUGACAGUCAAGUUGGACAGUUUGGAGUUCAAUUAUCAGGUGGACAAAAGCAAAGAAUAGCCAUAGCAAGGGCAUUGCUAAGGGAUCCAAAGAUCUUACUGUUAGAUGAAGCUACAAGUGCAUUAGACACACAAUCCGAAAGCAUUGUGCAGAAAGCCAUUGAUAAUGCAUCUCAUGGAAGGACAGCUGUUGUCAUAGCUCAUCGCCUUUCCACGAUUAGAAUGGCUGAUCGGAUUAUAGUACUUCAAUCAGGGAAAGUGGUUGAAUCAGGCAGACAUGAUGAGCUUAUGCAGAUCAGUGAUGGAGAAUACUUCAAAAUGGUGCAGCUGCAAAAACAAACAACACAGAAUGACACGGAUAUCAGUUACGACUAUUACAACAAUGACAGGAGUACUCCAUACAGAAAAAGUGGAACUCAAAGCCCAUACCAAAGAAGUAACAACCAGAGCCCCUACCAUAGGAGUAUAAAUCAAAGUCCCUAUAUCAGGAGUAUCCCACAAAGUCCGAUGAGUGUUAGAUCAAGUGGACCAGUUACUCCAGCUAUGUAUGCUCUCAGUCCAGGCUUUUCCAGGAGUGCACCCUUUUCCAGUACACCUUACUCUGUACAGUAUGAUGACUAUGACAGUGAAGAUGAUGAAGAAUUUGAGCAAAAAGAUUACCCUGCACCAUCUCAAUGGCGAUUGCUGAAAAUGAAUGCACUGGAGUGGGAUAAGGCCUUGCUCGGAUGCAUUGGGGCUAUUGGAUCUGGACUUGUACAACCGAUAAACGCCUACUGUGUAGGAGCAGUGAUAUCAAUAUACUUUCGGUCUGACAAAUCUUCCAUCCAAUCACAUGCCAGAACCUACUCUUUCAUUUUCCUUGGACUUGCAGUGUUCAACUUUUGUGUCAAUGUCCUUCAACAUUACAGUUUCUCUGUAAUGGGGGAAAGGUUAACUAAAAGAGUUAGGGAAAAGCUGCUUGAAAAACUGAUGACUUUUGAGAUUGGAUGGUUUGAUCUGGAUGAGAAUACAAGUGCUGCAAUAUGUGCAAGAAUAUCAACUGAAGCUAGCAUGGUUCGCUCACUUGUUGGCGACCGAAUGUCACUGCUUGCUCAAGCAUUUUUCGGUGCCACUUUCGCGUAUGCACUUGGAUUAUACCUGACAUGGAAGUUAGCUCUGGUAAUGAUGGCAGCUCAGCCAUUACUCAUUGGAAGCUUUUAUGCCAGGACUGUACUCAUGAAGAGCAUGUCUGCAAAAGCUCAAAUUGCACAAAGGGAAGGAAGCCAGCUAGCAAGUGAAGCCGUUAUCAACCACAGAACUAUAACAGCCUUUUCCUCUCAGAAAAAGAUAGUAGGCCUCUUCAAACAGACACUAGAAGGACCCCGGAAAGAGAGCAUUCGACAAUCCUAUUUUGCCGGAUGUGGCCUGUUCAGCUCUCAGUUUUUAGCCGCAGCAUCUACAGCUUUAGCAUUUUGGUAUGGUGGGAGGCUCUUAACAAAAGAUGAAAUAGCGCCAGAACGACUUUUCCAAUCAUUCCUAGCACUACUCUUCACUGCUUACAUUAUUGCUGAGGCUGGUAGUAUGACCAAAGAUAUAUCCAGGGGAAGCAAUGCUGUCAGUUCUGUAUUAGCAAUCCUAGACAGAAAAAGUGAAAUCGAUCCUGAAGAUCCACGUGGGCAGGAUGCCACGAAAAUGAGCAUUAAAGGUCAAGUGGAGCUGAAGCAUGUACACUUUUCUUAUCCAUCAAGACCUGAUUUGAUGGUCUUGAAAGGCCUGAGCCUAAAAAUUGCAGCUGGAAACACAGUAGCACUACGUUCAGAACAUGUGCCUUGGAAUAACAAGGAUGAGCGCAACCUUUCAGAAUUUAAUUCGUACCUCAUCAAAGAGGCCAGUCUAACCCGGAAAGUCACCGUUGACCCGUUCGAGUAA
Oldenlandia corymbosa var. corymbosa is the source of this 3321-nucleotide messenger RNA. The record is from the annotation of a GenBank genome assembly. NCBI's taxonomy places the organism in Eukaryota, Viridiplantae, Streptophyta, Magnoliopsida, Gentianales, Rubiaceae.